CCAAAUAUUUUAUCUAUGUUUUAUGGUAUUUUCAACUGUAUAUAUAUUCAAAUCCUUCUGCUACAUUGUUUCUAGUUUUGCUUAACAAAAUCUGAUCCUUGAUCAAUGCUUAUAUAUAUAUAUAUCCUUAAUUGUUUUGAAAUCCAUUCUUAUCUUCUACAUCAACAACUGUAAAUUUUUCAAAAUUUAAUUCUCUCUCUAUAUAUAUGCAGAUACUUAUUUACCAGAUAUAUAGUAUAGAGACCUUAAUUUCUCCAGAAAUGUUGGUGACGAGAAAGCAAAGAGAUCUUUUAAAGAAUUUUUUUUGAAAAAAAAAAAACUUUCUAUGUGGUUCACGGGAAAUCAAUACCAGAAAGAAAGGUAGGUAUAUAGAUACAUACAUACAUAUAUAUAUAUAAUCCUUCACGUGUCUACAUUCUUUUGUCCUGGUUGUUUCAAUCAGGUAAUCCAGAAACGUCAGCCUCUAAACAAGAUUCUUCUUUUCACCAACGAAAUUUGAUGAACAAGUAAUUAAUUACUUUCCUUUUUUUUUCUCCUUCAUUUUCAGAGCUACUUGAUCCAUAUAUAUAUCGCCUGCAACAGCCCAGAUUGAGAUCACUUGAAGGCUCGUCGAGAUGGCGACCGGCCGGUGGAUGCCUCGUCGCCGUCUUCUUCUUCUUUUCUUUACUUUGUCAUGGUCUUUGGCCUUGGCAUCAUCAUCUUCAGGGGUGCAACUGCAUGUGUAUGAUGAAUAUGUGGUGGUGGAAAAUGGCAUAGUUGAGGUGAAUUUGUCAAAUCCAGGAGGGUGGGUUAUUGGAGUGAAGUAUAAUGGCAUUGACAAUUUGCUUGAAGUGGCUAACAAGGAAACUAACAGAGGGUACUGGGACCUCGUUUGGAGCAAACCCAACGGUACUGCUCCUCCAAGAACAAAUGGGCCAGGCCCAAUUGGCAAGAAGAAGAAGUACAAGGGCACUUUGGACAGGAUGAUAGCAACAGAAAUGAAGGUGAUAGUGCAGAAUGAAGAGCAGGUAGAGCUCUCAUUCACCAGAGAGUGGAAUUCUUCACUAGAAUACACGCAAGUCCCCUUGAACAUUGACAAAAGGUUUGUGAUGCUUGGUAAUUCCUCUGGUUUCUACACCUAUGGAAUUUACAACCGCUUGAAGGGAUGGCCUGCUUUUGAACUUGACAAUACCAGAAUUGCAUUCAAGCUCAGAAAAGACAUAUUUCAUUAUAUGGCCAUUUCAGACAGUAGACAACGAUAUAUGCCUCUUCCGGAUGACCGGUCACCGGAAAGAGGUCAGGCCCUAGCAUAUCCAGAAGCAGUCCUACUUGUAAAUCCUGUGGAGCCAGAAUUUAAAGGAGAGGUGGAUGAUAAAUACCAAUACGCGUGUGAGAGCAAAGACAUUGGGGUCCAUGGAUGGAUUAGCAAUGACACUGGUAUUGGGUUCUGGCAAAUUUCACCCAGCAAUGAGUUUCGGUCUGGGGGGCCCUUUAAACAAUUCCUAAACUCCCAUGUUGGUCCGACAAACCUCGGUAUAUUCCAUAGCACUCAUUAUGCAGGACCUGAUAUGAUAAUAAAAUUUGAAGAUGGCGAGCAAUGGAAGAAAGUUUAUGGUCCCAUCUUUAUCUAUGUUAAUUCAUUGUCCGAGAGAAAUGGAAAUGUUACAUCUAAGCUUUGGGAGGAUGCUAAAGAACAGUUGAAUAAAGAAGGUCAAAGCUGGCCCUAUAGUUUCCUGGCUUCAGAAGAUUUUCCGAAAUCAAAUCAGCGUGGGAAUAUCAACGGCAGGUUACUGGUCGAAGAUAGGUAUGUAUGUGAGAGAAAGGUAUCUGCAAAGGGUGCUUAUGUGGGGUUGGCACUCCCUGGAGAUGCUGGCUCCUGGCAACUAGAAAGCAAGGGUUACCAAUUUUGGUCCAAGACAGAUGAGGAUGGAUAUUUCUCCAUUGAUAAUAUAAGGACUGGCGAAUAUAAUCUUUAUGCUUCUAUACCUGGUUUUAUUGGAGAUUUCCGUUACAAUGACCUCAUCAGUAUUACUGGAGGCUGCAGCUUAGAAGUGGGUGACCUUGUAUAUAAGCCUCCGAGAAAUGGCUCCACAUUGUGGGAAAUAGGCAUCCCUAAUCGCUCUGCUGCCGAAUUUUAUGUUCUUGAUCCUAACCCAAAGCUCAUCAAUAAGCUUUAUGUCCAUACUGACAGAUUUAGGCAGUAUGGAUUGUGGGAAAGAUAUACGGAAUUGCACCCUCAUCAAGAUUUGGUCUACAAAAUUGGCGACGACUAUAGAAAAGAUUGGUUCUUUGUUCAAGUUACCAGAAGCUUAGAUAAUAGCACAUAUGAAGGAACUACAUGGCAAAUCAAGUUCGAAUUCGAUAAAGGUGAUCAUAACGGAACUUAUACACUUAGAGUGGCACUGGCAACUGCACAUGUUUCUGAAUUGCAGGUUCGAAUUAACGAUCAAAAUGCAACUUCUCCCCUAUUUUCAACUGGAAUCAUUGGGAACGAUAACACAAUCGCGAGACAUGGAAUUCACGGGCUCUAUCGACUAUACAAUGUAGAUGUUCCUGGUACACAGCUUGUGGAAGGGAGUAACACCAUCUUUCUGACACAAACACAGCACAUAAGCCCUUUCCAGGGAAUUAUGUAUGACUAUAUUCGCUUAGAACAGCCACCAUGUAGCACAUUCAUAUAGUUAUUUUGAAUUCAUAGAAAAUUCAAUUACAAAUGCCAGAGUGAAUAAAAUCCAUUUUUUUGACAAGAUUA
Molecule: messenger RNA, 2731 nt
Organism: Tripterygium wilfordii
Lineage: Eukaryota; Viridiplantae; Streptophyta; Magnoliopsida; Celastrales; Celastraceae
Product: rhamnogalacturonate lyase-like
Exons: 15
Coding region: 615-2660 (681 amino acids)
Biological process (GO): carbohydrate metabolic process
Molecular function (GO): catalytic activity; carbohydrate binding
Source: RefSeq, a predicted model, not a curated record